Ailuropoda melanoleuca (giant panda) is the source of this 4901-nucleotide messenger RNA. It is a transcript of the gene TRIM14, whose product is annotated as tripartite motif containing 14. Gene Ontology annotation, molecular function: protein binding; zinc ion binding. The transcript is spliced from 4 exons. Gene Ontology annotation, biological process: innate immune response. The coding region runs from base 208 to 1503 and encodes 431 amino acids. The record is from RefSeq and is a predicted model, not a curated record. Lineage: Eukaryota; Metazoa; Chordata; Mammalia; Carnivora; Ursidae.
AGAAGGGAGAUUGCGGAUCAUGGGAUAGCUCCAUUUUUCAUUUUUUUGAGGAAACGCCAUAGUGUUUUUCCUGUUGGCUGUAUAAUUUACAUUUGGUGGACAGGGAGACAGCCUGGGGCCGUUGGAGUGAUUCUGACAAUCGUGGGAACAGUGAUUUCUCCUGGGGAGAGGGCAGAGAGAAUCAUGGGAAAGGGAAAGGUGUAGGGAAUGCACAUCAAGGCAGGAGGCCACGGCCAACCCCGGCCCCAUCCCCGGGUCUGCAGUUUUCCGAGCAACUCUGAGCGCGGAAGGCCUUCUCCUUUAAGUCAGCCCGUCAGCAGCGAAACCCAUUUCAGCUGCGGCCUCGUGCGCGCCGCUAGGCCGGCCCGAGCCCUCCGCGCCGCGGCCGCUGCAGGGGCAGGUAGGGCGGGGCCGCACUCCGCCGAACCGCAUGGCGGCCAGACCGUCGCUCCUUCCUGUGGGAGCGGGGCCGGCCCGGAGGCCGCCCCGCCCCACGGCCCAGCUUUCGCUUCUCCGGGGGAGCCCCUCCCUCGCACGGCGGCCGCCCGGACCCGAGGAUUGAAUGGCGGGCGCAGGGGUGCAGAGCGGCACACCUGGGGGGCCGGGCCCGGCGGAGCGGGAGGACGCGAGCGGCUGGCGCUGCCCCGAGCAUGGCGACCGCGUGGCCGAGCUCUUCUGUCGCCGCUGCCGCCGCUGCGUGUGCGCGCUGUGCCCGGUGCUGGGUGCGCACCGCGGCCACCCGGUCGGCCUGGCGCUGGAAGAGGCGGUGCACGUGCAGAAACACACCCAAGAAUGUUUAAGGCAGUUGGAAGCCAAGAAGCAGCAGCAAGUUGGCAACAUAACCCAAAUAGAAGACGCAGCGGAGAAGCUCAAGACACGAACUGCCAGCUCUCAGGCUCCACGAGCACCACGCCAGUUUCCUUGUUGAAAACAAGCCCCUCACCAGAGCGAUCACUCUUCUUAAAAUAUGCACGCACGCCCACGCUGGAGCCGGACACCAUGCACGCGCGCCUGCGCCUCUCCGCUGACCGCCUGACAGUGCGCUGCGGCCCAUGGGGCCGCCUGGGACCCACGCCCGCGCUGCGCUUUGACAAGCUGUGGCAGGUGCUGGGUCGUGACUGCUACGGCGCCGGCCGCCACUACUGGGAAGUGGAUGUGCAGGAGGCGGGCGUCGGCUGGUGGGUGGGCGCAGCCUACGCCUCCCUGCGGCGCUGCGGGGCCUCGGCCGCUGCCCGCCUGGGCUGCAACCGUCAGUCCUGGUGCCUCAAGCGCUACGACCUCGAGUACUGGGCCUUCCACGACGGCCAGCGCAGCCGUCUGCGGCCCCGCGACGACCCCGACCGUCUUGGCGUCUAUUUGGACUAUGAGGCCGGCAUCCUCUCCUUCUACGACGUGUCGGGCGGCAUGAGCCACCUGCAUACCUUCCGCGCCGCUUUCCAGGAGCCGCUCUACCCGGCUCUGCGGCUCUGGGAAGGGGCCAUCAGCAUCUCCCGGCUGCCCUAGGGGCCGAGACCGGCGUGACUGCCCUAGGCCUUCCACUGCUCUGGUUUCACCAGACCCUAUGGGGCUGCUCUACUGCCAGCUCCCCAAGCAUCCCCCUCCUCUCCCCCACUGGUCAUGCCCUGGGCUUUGAAAACUCCUCUCCUAGGCUGGUUUCAAACAUGCCUUCAACACAGGUCCUCUGCCGGGUCUCUCCAUCGGACCUUCACCACCACCACCACCAGGGCAUGAACACCAGUGCUUUGAGUCCAGGUGCCACCCACAAGUGACAUGUCAGAAUACACCGUCCUCAGCCUCAGGCCUCUCUCCCUCCUAGGAGAGUCAGCAAGGCCUGGCACUUAGUACGCACACAAUGAAUGAAUGAAUGGGUCAUCCAGCCCUUUCUCCCGAAUAUCCCUUUGGUCGGCCUCCUCCUCUCCACUCUGCUUCAGCUUGUCCAUGUCACUUCUCUUCAGAACAGCAGCAAGAGCAUCUUAACACCCUGGGGCCUGAACCCUCUCCCAUCUCAUCCUUCAUUGCACAGCCAGAGUGCUGUGCCGAAAACCUCAUUUAACCUUAGAACUACCAGGAGGUUCCCAAGGACCACAGGGAGAAAAAAGCAGGCACUUUACCUUAACAUUCAAGGCUUUUGUAGUCUGCCCCCAAACUCCUUUGCCCUUUGCCUGUCUCAGCCUUCCCCUGGCUUAACUGCCACAGGAAGUCUCCCCAAGCCACAAGAACCUCUCUUACUAUGACAGCCACAAAUCUGGGACCUUGCUUUCCAACUAGAUUGGAAGCUUUCCAAGGGCAGCUAUGUCUUAUACCCUCCCCGCCCUGUAAAGUUCAGGGUGUCCCUUUCCCUCCCAGACACGUCAAUGACCAGCAGCCGGCUAUCACUGAAUCAGAGAACAGCUGAGCUGGGAAGUCCUCAUGAAUCACCCAGCCUGACCUCACUGGACAUUUGGGGAGACUAAGGUCCUAAAAGAAAGUUCCUUAAAGUUACCCAUGGUGAUUAAGGGUUGGGCCACCCCCGAGCCGCAAGGCAAGUGUUUUACUUGCUCCCUGUCCCAGCUCUUCAAGCCCAGCUUUCAAUGUGGGAGAUUUUACUGCUUAUUCAUUCCUCAAGGGAUGUUGGGAAGGAAUCAGCGGGUGACUGUUGCUUAGCAACCACAGGCAGUUUUCCCAACUGUCUUGGAACUAAAAGAGGAGGAGCUAAGAGUAAGGUCUGGACAGCCCAGACAUCCCCAUGCUCCUCUGAUCCCUCGGUUGCAGGUGUUGCCAAAAAAACCCCAGAGAACCUCAUUUUCUGUUAAGAAGUGACAGAAAUGGAGAAGGCCAAACCAGCAGGACUUCACAGGCCAGCUCCUCUAGAAGGAAGGGGAAGGCCUCUUCGUUGGGUCUGUGCCUCAGUUCUGAAGAUUUAGCAUCAUUAUUUGUCAAAUUCCCCAGAUGGUUUGGAAAUCAUAUUGCGUUAAAGUAUCUUCUUAGGUGUUGGCAAGAGGGCAGGGGUAGGGAGAAGAAGGUACAGGCUGAAACCCACUCGUGGUUCGAACCACAGAAAAACGCCAAUUUCCAAUCGUUUUCUGACCUAAAAAUGCCACUUUCAUACAGGGCAAUGUAAUAAAGUGGAAAUCAAGGCAGAAGGAACCCUAAGAGUGCCUUUGGUUGUAACCAAAUCACUUAAAACUCUAGCUGGACAGAUAGCAUAGUGUCUAAGCACACUGCUCUGGGAAUCCUGAAAAAAGGGGAAUUAAUUCUACUGGGGAUGACCCAGAGCUGAAUUCUGACAGGGCAUUCCUGACAGAAGAAGGUGGAUGCGCUUGACCCUACAUGUCUGUUUAUCCCUGCAAACACUUAUUUCCAGACCCGUGGCAGUCGGGGCCAACUAACACCAGCACCUGCUACUUUGUCGGGCACUGUUCUAAUGCUUUACAACUAUUAACUCAUUCGAUCCUGACAUCAUCCCUAGGAGGUAGAAAGUUAUCCCAAUUCUACACAGGGCAAAACUGAGAUACAGAAUGAGUAACUUGCCCAAGGUCACAGAGCCAGUGGUGGAGGUGGGGUCGUGCUCACGUCCACCAGGCCAUACUGUUCGGGUGAACACAGCUGGUCUCUGGCUGGUGCCUGCUCGCUCCUGUUUCACCUGUGGUGCUUCGCUUUGGCCUACUGAGUCUGCCUUUGGAUUACUUUCCUUGGGCUGAGAUGAGGUCCUGUACCCAGAGUGGAACUUGAGUUUGGAAUUCAUGUAUCAGAGACAGAGCUGGACUGUAAAGGACAAAAACUGGCUUUGAUCCAAUGCCUACUCUGUAUCAAGACCUGUGUGUGCUAGCCAGAAAACGGCAGUUUCAGGGCAAUCCUGUGACCUCGGGCUAGUCAUUUCACUUCUCAGAGAGUCAUCUGUAAAAUGGGGGUAAUGACCCUGCCUACUAGUGUUGGGAGGCUCAAAUGAGCCAAUGGUUAUGAACUUGCUUUAAAAACGACACAGUACUGUACCAUGCCAGGACCCAUCAGCAUCCCCAGCAGACACCCUGCAAUAGCAGGAACCUCCUUGAAUAUUCUCAAUACAGAACUAAAGUUUCCUUGGGGUCCAUGACUAUAAAAUCACUUACCUAAUUCUCCUUCAGAUUUAUACUUAACAGAAAUUUCUUAAUACAGCAAACUGUUUGCAGAUGUUUUUUAAAUGACAUUAAUUUUAUAAUCUGUGGUUUAAUAGAUGUGCACAGCAUUCAACUGUGUUCUUCACUGGAGGUUCAUGUUGCUUCAAGUAGACAGCACAUAGGCCUGGACAGGACCUCACUCACCUCGCGUCCCUUCCACAACUUUCUUGUGGUAGUCCGCUGGUCCCAGGUUGAAUAGUGCCAGUGAUGGGGAGUUCACUGCAUAUGAAUAUAACUCAUUUAGUGCUUGCCUGUGUACAAACAAGCCCUCCCUUCUAGCUGUUCCUGUCCAAGACAGUAUUACGUAGCUUUUGGCAUCUCUGUGAUCAGCCUUUAGCAACAUGGAAGCCAUCUGUGGUCACUUACUGAUUCUUAGAGAUUCCAGGGACCCUUCCUUGCCUCUGCAUCUCUUCUGUUUCUGCAGUCUACUUUGUCAGGGAGCAGGGGAUAAUGACAUCAGCCCAGCAGAGGAUACGCACAGGUGGGCCUGCACGGCCUGGUCCUGGUAGGCAGGAGUCUGUACUAUGAGGAGGGGACAGCCUUCUCAAGAAGCCAAGCUGCGUGUGAGGUGAGGUUAGUGGUAAGCAUGAGAGUGGGGGGCCAGAUCUGAGUCCAGCAUAUCCCCAGAAGCCUUCCAUGGUUCCCCACCACCUAUAGAACAAAGUCCAAACUCCGCAGGCUUUAGGGCCAUUGCUUCCUUCCUUCCCUUUUUUUAAGAUUUAUUUAUUUUAAAGAGAGAACAUGAGCCUGGGGGGGGGGGCGUGG